Molecule: messenger RNA, 2817 nt
Organism: Elaeis guineensis (African oil palm)
Lineage: Eukaryota; Viridiplantae; Streptophyta; Magnoliopsida; Arecales; Arecaceae
Product: putative pentatricopeptide repeat-containing protein At3g25970
Biological process (GO): RNA modification
Cellular component (GO): mitochondrion
Molecular function (GO): protein binding; RNA binding
Source: RefSeq, a predicted model, not a curated record
UUCUCUCUAUAUGUAUACAUAUAUAAAAUAUUGAAAAAUGAUCAAGAAAGAAAAGAUGGCCGGCGCAGCCACUGGCACCGGCGGUGAGAAAAUUAACGAGAGAACUCGGGAGAAGGAGAUCAGCGGAUAGACAUCAAAAUUAGUCCAACAAGAAGCAGGCACCACUCUGCUGCCUGGUCAUCUUCCCUGGAGGAGAGACAUAACACCCUAUUAAAAACGUUGGCCAUAUCAUACGGCAUCAUCCAUCCAGUUAUCAUGGAUUUAUUUAUUUAUAUAUAAAACCAUCCUGGGGGCCUCCCUCAGAAUCCGGGGGUCUGCAAAAACUUGGACCCGACCCAACGCCCACUUAAGAGACACGACCCGGAGUAUACCACAUACAUGCGCUCAUCUCCGAGUCUCCAAACUCUAGCCCUACGCUCUUCCGCGGCGAAAACCCACGCCCGCUUGAUAAAAUCCGGAGCCGCCACCGACCCGUACACCUGGAACAACGUCCUUUCUGCCUACUCCCAACGCAACGGCCUCGCGGACGCCCGCAAGCUGUUCGACGAAAUUCCGCAGCGAGAUACCGUCUCCUGGAACGCCCUGAUCGCCGCCCACGUCUCAUCCGGCGCGUACCACCGAUCAUGGGAUCUACUCAGAAAUAUGAUGGCGAAGGGCCUCUCCUUCGACCAGUACACCCUCGGGAGCAUCCUCAAGUCGGUUGCCUCCGCUGGCCAACUCGAAUUUGCCCGCCAGUUGCAUUCCCUCAUCGUAAAGUCGGGCCUCGAUGGCAAUGUGUUCUCGGGGAGCGCACUCGUCGACGUGUACGCGAAAUGUGGAAGGAUGGCAGAAGCUUAUUCGGUUUUCCAGUUUAUGCCGGAGCCGAACACGGUGUCAUGGAAUGCCUUGAUUGCGGGGCAUGCCGGAGUAGGCGAGGCAGACCAUGCCGUCCAGAUGUUCGACCGUAUGGAGAGAGCGGGUCUGAUGCCCGACGAGGCCACAUUUGCUAGCCUACUAACCUUUCUCGACCGAGCUCCUUAUUAUCAGCUGAUGCUUCAAUUGCAUGCUAAGAUCAUAAAGUAUGGCCGAGCGAUAGAUGCAGUCGUCUACAAUGCAGCGAUUACGGCAUACUCGCAAUGUGGGUCGAUAGCAGAUUCCAGAAAGGUUUUUGACAGGAUGGAUGAUAGUAAAGACUUGGUGACAUGGAAUUCUAUGCUUGCAGCCUACGCCAGCUAUGGCUUCACAGAGUAUGCGAUCGAGCUCCUUGUUAGGAUGCAGGAGGCUGGGGUUGUUCAAGAUACGUACACUUUCACCAGUGCGAUCGGUGCUUGUUUCGAGCAUGGCCUACAAGGGAGGGUAUUGCAUGGCUUGGUGAUCAAGAGGGGACUGGAAAGUACAACCCCGGUUUCUAAUGCAUUGAUUGCCAUGUACAUUAGAUCUUGCAAGAAUGGCUUGAUGGAGGAUGCCAUGAGAUGCUUCAAUUUGAUGGAGUUAAGAGAUAGUGUCUCGUGGAAUUCGAUUCUUACUGGAUUUUCUCAGAAUGGUUUAAGCGAGGAAGCAUUGAAGUUCUUCGGUCAGAUCCGAUCAGCAAGUCUCGAGAUCGAUCACUAUGCAUUCUCUGCUGCGCUACGAUCGUGCUCGGACUUGGCGGUCCUUCAACUGGGUCGGCAAGUCCAUGGCCUAGUUUUCAGGUCUGGUUUUGGAUCAAAUGAUUUUGUGGCUAGCUCAUUGAUUUAUAUGUAUUCCAAGUGCGGGGUCAUCGAUGAUGCAAGAAGGUCCUUUGAUGAGUCGCAUAAAGAUAACUCAGUGACAUGGAACUCGAUCAUCUUUGGGUAUUCUCAGCAUGGACGAGGGCGCACGGCCCUCGAUCUCUUCUUCGAGAUGCAAGAACUAGAGGUGGCGCCAGAUCACAUCACUUUUGUGGCUGUAAUUUCAGCAUGCAGUCACAUUGGGUUAGUGGAAGCAGGAUCCAAUUUUCUGUCAUCAAUGGAACCAGUCUAUGGAAUCCCAUUGCGGAUGGAGCAUUAUGCAUGUGGUGUCGAUCUCUUUGGUAGGAAUGGGCAGCUUGAUGAAGCAAAGAAGCUAAUCGAAUCGAUGCCCUUUGAACCAGAUGCCAUGGUGUGGAUGACUCUAUUGGGCGCAUGUAGAAUUCAUGGUGAUAUGGAACUGGCGAGCUAUGUAGCUAAGCGUUUGAUGGCGUUAGAUCCUAGAGAGCAUUCAACUUAUGUCCUCCUUUCAAACAUGUUUUCUGGCUUUGGGAUGUGGGAUGACAGAGCGACCAUUCAGAGGGUGAUGAGGAGCAGAGGGUUGACCAAGGUACCUGGUUGGAGCUGGAUCGAGGUCAAGAAUCGGGUGCACUCAUUCAACGCUGAAGAUAGGUCCCACCCUCAAGCUGAAGAGAUGUAUGAGAGGCUGAGAGAGUUGAUGGAGCAGAUAGAGAUGGCUUCCUCUACCGAAUCUGACAUAUAUCCUCUUGAAUUUGGUUACUAAAGAAUCCAUUCAUAUUGUUCAGCAAGUUUGCUGGAUGAUUUUGGUUAUACCAAUGACAAAUUCUUUUGCUUGAAUGCUCUCUUCUAUCUAAUCACCUGUCACUCAAUGGCAGAUCAAUUUUUAUUCAUCUCCACAUGCAUCAGAAUUCUGAGUUAGAGCUUACUAAGAUAUUGGAGAAUUACAAUGAUUUUUUUUAGUAGAAGACCUAAGUUUUAUAUUGAGGGGUCUGUAACUUGAAGUCGAAUGAAUUGAUGAAAAAUAUGACUAUUGAGAUAAGAGAUCUUAAUCCUUUUCUCAAAACAAGAACUAUAAGAUAUAUUAUGGCCUAUAGAUGAGAAUUUGCCGUAA